CUCAACUCUGAUCAGGAGUACUAUACUGCAUGUUUUUUCAUUUCCCUUCCACAUUCUUCGUCCUGAUCUCCUUUAAAUUCUCCGAGCAAACUCACCCAAAAAACAUCACAACGAAAAAUGGGCUCGGAAAACAUGGGAAGCCUGGUUUCUAACUUCAAGCUAUCGUCGGUGGUGCCGGCCACUGUAACCGGCGAGAACAAGGUGCACGAGCUGACGCACAUGGACUUGGCCAUGAAGCUCCAUUACAUUCAGGGGGUUUACUUCUUUAGGCGUGAAGCAGUUGAGGGGCUCUCAAUACUUAACUUAAAGGAACCCAUGUUCCAAUGUCUAGACCUCUACUUCACUGUUUCCGGGAGGGUUCGGAGAUCCGAAACAGGCCGGCCAUUCAUCAAGUGCAACGACAGCGGUGUGCGUAUUGUUGAAGCGGAUUGCGACGCCACCAUUGAAGAGUUUUUGGCCAUGAAAGAUCACUGCUUUCAUGGUAGUCUUGUUUAUAAUCAAGUUCUUGGUCCUGAUCUUGCUUUCUCGCCUCUGGUCAUUAUACAGUUCACCCGGUUUAAAUGCGGAGGAAUGUCAUUGGGGCUCAGCUGGGCACAUGUUCUUGGAAAUGCAUUCUCAGCCUCAGCCUUCAUCAACAUGUGGGGUCAGAUCUUGUCUGGUCAAAUGCCACCCAAAUCUCUCCAAACCCCAAAUCCAGUGAAAGCGAAAUUCCCCCCUCCAAGUUGUGAGAAAUCAGUUUCCAUGAAAAGGGUGGACCCACUAGGAGAUGAUCACUGGCUAACUGCCAAUGACAGUAACAUGGAGACAGACUAUUUCCCAGUAACCGCCAAACAACUUGAGCAUAUGGUAACAAAUAUCUGUGCAGAUGACAAACUAGCAGCCAAGACCUCACAUUUUGAAGUUCUCUCUGCAGUAAUAUGGAAAUAUAUAUCUGAAACCAGGGAAGAUUUGGGUCCAAGGAUUGUCACAGUCAGCACUUCUCACAACAGGCCUUGGGAAAAUGAGUAUCCAACUAACGGCCGCAUGGUGCUGAGCAUGGUUGAAGCAGAUUUCUCAGUGGCAAAAGCUGAUGUUUCUGCAGUGGUAGAGCUAAUAUCUCAAAAGAUAGUGGAGAUCAAUAAUAAUAAUAUUGGUAGUGUAGAUGAAGAAAUGGUGGAGAAUGGAAAUGGGGAGGCAGAUUUUAUAACAUAUGGAGCUAACUUGACGUUUGUGAAUUUGGAAGAAACUAAUAUUUAUGGAUUGGAGUUGAAGGGACAUUGGCCUGUCUUUGCCAAUUAUACCAUUAAUGGGGUUGGAGAUGAAGGUGUUGUUUUGGUGCUUCCAGGACCAACAAAUGGCAAAGGGGAGGAAGGUGGUGGUCAUGUUGGUGCAGUUGCAGAUGGAGUGACUGUAUCCAUGGUUUUACCUAAAAAUCAACUUGCUCUGCUCAAAAGCAAGCUUGAAAGGGAUUGGAAUAUCGUUUGAAGGAAAACACACACGUGUGUGUUCCGAUAUAAGAAAAUUAAGAUGAUUGGUAAUAAUUAAUGAAAUGAUUGAGGAACAGGAUUCUUAGGUUGUUUGUCAGUAAGAACGUUUAUUUUAUUUUUAUU
This is a messenger RNA of Juglans regia (Persian walnut), 1589 nucleotides long. RefSeq names its product protein ECERIFERUM 2-like. Gene Ontology annotation, molecular function: acyltransferase activity, transferring groups other than amino-acyl groups. The record is from RefSeq and is a predicted model, not a curated record. NCBI's taxonomy places the organism in Eukaryota, Viridiplantae, Streptophyta, Magnoliopsida, Fagales, Juglandaceae. The coding region runs from base 118 to 1464 and encodes 448 amino acids. The transcript has 2 exons.